This is a messenger RNA of Sorghum bicolor (sorghum), 2363 nucleotides long. Its product is annotated as shugoshin-1. Gene Ontology annotation, cellular component: chromosome, centromeric region; nucleus. The record is from RefSeq and is a predicted model, not a curated record. The coding region runs from base 261 to 1949 and encodes 562 amino acids. Gene Ontology annotation, biological process: maintenance of meiotic sister chromatid cohesion; meiotic sister chromatid segregation. Lineage: Eukaryota; Viridiplantae; Streptophyta; Magnoliopsida; Poales; Poaceae. The transcript is spliced from 17 exons.
CACCCCGCGGCCCGCGCUCCAAAAUCGAAUUCCUUCCCCUCCCCCCCGCAGGCUCGCAUCACGGCACGCCGGAGCCAUCGCCGCCGCCGCCUGGACCCCUCCGCGCACCGCCGACGCCGCCUGGACCCCUCCGCGCACUGCCGACGCGGUCUACACCCUGCGCUGGGCUUCCAGGUCCCAGCGCCCGCGCCGCCCGUUCGCCACCUGAGCCCCUCGCCGGCGGACCGCGCCCCUCACCCCUGCGGGCACGCGCGACCUCCAUGGCCUCCACCGCUGCCGGAGGGGGUGCGGCGCGCGGUGGCUUGAACCCUCCGCACCCGAACCCUAGCGGCGGUGGUGGCCCUACGCUCCGGUCGCCGCCGGGGAAAGGGAAUAAGCCCGUCGCCCUCGCCGACAUCACCAACACUGGGAAGCCCAACGCCGCCAGAUUCAUCGCCGUCCCCGACCUCGUCAAGGAGAACGCCAAGUUGAUGGCUCUGCUCAAUGAGAAGACAAAGAUCAUUGACCUCAGCAGGGUUGAGAUAUACAAGCUCCGUCUUGUGCUGCAAGCAUCGAAACAACAGAAUCUACUCCUUGCACAAAACAAUUCCCAGAUGCUUGCGGAAAUAAACACAGGGAAAGAUCGAAUUAAGCUAUUGCAGCACGAGCUUUCUUGUACAGCAGCACUGCUUAAAGUAAAGGGUUCAGAGCUUGAUAGAAAUAAAAACGCUGCCAAAGAACAGAGAAAGGGACUGAAAGCUAAGGUCUUGAAAGGCACAGGUUCCAUAGUCGCAGGAGUUGACUCGGAAACCAGUGGUGUCGAACACCAUUUGGUUGAAUCUCAAUCUGACGUAUCAUCAAAUACCGUCUGCCAAGAGCCACCACGAGAUGGAAAACAAAAGGGAAUGCCUCAACGGAGAAGGUCUUCGAGGCUGAACCAAGGUUCCUGUGAGAUCGGCGGAGUAUCUCAGGAUACAUUGCAUGAGGAAAAACAGUAUAGGAAAAGCACUGGAAAACAUGUGGAGAAGUCACUGCAAAAUGAGUGCAGUGCAACAGUGCAUGAACUGGUAAGGGCUUCAGAAUUCGAGGAAACUGAGAUAAAUGAGCAACCACAAAAAACAAAUUUGAAGGAGAUACAGGAAGCUUCCAGGGAAGCUGGUGUUCAGUCUAAUAAAAUUGGUGAUAAGGCCUUCAACAGUAAACAAGACCAUUUGACAGGAAGUGAAUCAUCUCUGUUAUUCAAUACUGUUGACCCUCCCGAGCCACCAGAAGACAACGCUAUGAAGCGGUGCUCAAAAAAACGGUCAGCCAUAGAGGAUGUAAAUACCAAACUAGACACGACUACCUGUGAGCCAUUGCGCCAGGAAGAAAAGAGCCUUAAUAUUUGCAGAAAACCUCAAAGGAGAAAAUCUGCAAGACUGAAUUCAGUAUCUUCUGAGGACACGGAUAUCACUGUUGAGACUGUGCACGAAGAUGUUGUUGCUUCUUUGGCCGGUUCCAGUUCAAACGCAUCCAUGGAGCAGAGGACAAAUCAAGAGAAGAAUGAUAAUUGUUCCUUGAGGAAAUCUAAUGAAGAGCAGAUAUCAGGAAGGAGGUCUUUAAGGCGAGCUGCUGAAAAGGUUGUCUCAUACAAGGAGAAACCCUUGAAUGAGCCAUUGCGCCAGGAAGAAAAGAGCCUUAAUAUUUGCAGAAAACCUCAAAGGAGAAAAUCUGCAAGACUGAAUUCAGUAUCUUCUGAGGACACGGAUAUCACUGUUGAGACUGUGCACGAAGAUGUUGUUGCUUCUUUGGCCGGUUCCAGUUCAAAUGCAUCCAUGGAGCAGAGGACAAAUCAAGAGCAGAAUGAUAAUUGUUCCAUGAGGAAAUCUAAUGAAGAGCAGAUAUCAGGAAGGAGGUCUCUAAGGCGAGCUGCUGAAAAGGUUGUCUCAUACAAGGAGAAACCCUUGAAUGUUAAGAUGCGCCGACCUUAACUACCAGGAGGAUGACUAUUUUGACAUAUGGUAGCUCGCUGUCCUGACUAGCCUUAGCUGGUAUCCUCCAGUUUUUUGUGUGCCCCAGAAUAAGUGAUUGCUUGGACAUCUUGUUCUGCUUCAAAUAAACCACCAAAACCUGUAUCCACCUUGUCAAUGUAGUAGCUAGCACUAGUGGAGAUAUACCAUUCUCCUUUCCUAAAAUAUGUUGUCUUGCUCAUUGUUGUUCUUGCUAACUCGAUGUAGUAUGAUUUCUGAACAAUUGCCAUUGUACAUGCUAAGCUUGCUCUUAAUUUGGCAAGCUUUUGGUAUGCUGUACAUGUCAAACUUUAUUCUGUUUGUGUGACAUUGAUAUAGAAGCUUAGCUACCAGAAACCAGAUCCUCCCAUUCAUGGUUGGUCUGUCCUUUGAGAA